CUUUCUAAGGAAACAGACAAAAGGACAUUGGUGUAAAACUCCUCCAAACAAUUCAAUAGGAGGAAGUGCUCGUCACUGGCUCUCCCCCCACCAUGAAGGCACGUUUCCUUCCUAGUCUCGGCUUCUCUUAUCUGGGAGAAUUUUUUUUCCCCCCAAGCGAAGCAUGAACGGGUGUUAAGUGGAAAAUGGAGGCUGAAUUUUACAUGGCGGUUCUUACCUGCUUGCUCCUCGGGAACUCAGAGGGGUUUCAGAUUGUCCAUGUCCAGAAACAACAAUGCCUUUUCAAACACAACAUAGUGGCCAUGGGCUUGUGCAAUGAGACCAGCCAAAACCAUCAGUGGAUGUGGACUGAGAAGGAAAAACUCCUCCAUGUUAAAUCCAACCUGUGCCUGGGCGUCUCCAACUCUUCCCGGGGCCCUUCCCGGGCAGCCAUCUUCACGCCCUGCUCCCAGGCACCCCGCUGGACCUGUUAUGAGGAAGGGGGCUUCCUGGAGGUGGAAAAUGCCUCUCUGUUUCUCAAGAAACAAGGCUUCAGGGUCAUGGUCAAAAAGGACAAGAAAUACCUGCACAGCUGGAUGAAACUAGAGGUCAACGAGGAGGGAAAGCUGGCCAACGAAAGCAUCUGCUUGAGAAAAGCUCUCCUGGGAGCAGAAGUUUCAGUGAGAAGCACAAGAGGCACUGAUCUGUCCCGAGUCCCCACUACUUUUCAUGCAGUCACAUAUAGCACAACCAACCUUAUUAGGAACACCACAGAGGCCUGCACCCGGAGCACGACAGAAAUCUACAGUCCCAGCAGCAGCAAGAAGCAGAGCCCCAGUAUGCAGACAGCCGGAAUUACAGCGACACCGUGGGUUCAAACAACCACCCAGACGCAGUCCAGCACCCCGGAAGAGACUGGACUAGGGGAGCCAGGCAGAUGCAACUUCACCCUGAUGGAGCCCAGGGUCUCCAGCCAUGCCAUGUCGCUCCAGUGGAGAACUUUGGGGUCACCCUGUAACUUUAGCCUCAUCUAUAACAGUGACACUUCAGGCACUGCUUGGUGCUACCCAGUGCAGAUCGACAACACCACCUACGAAUGCAACCCCAAGGAUUUACAAGCGGGAACCAUCUAUCACCUCAGGAUUGUGUCUCUGGACGGAGAAGAGAGGACUGUGACCUUGCAAACAGAUCCUCUACCGCCCGUGAGGUUUGAAGUCAAGAAAAAGCAGAGCACUCCAGCCAGUUUGCAGGUUUGGUGGGCUCCUUCUCCCGGGACAGUCACCUGGUAUGAGGUGCAGUUGUUCAAUGACAAGAACCAAGAGAUCCAGAGGGCGCAAGUUCAAGGCAAUACUUCACAGACUGCGUACACUUUUCCUAACCUCACUGCUGGUAAUAAGUACAGUAUUGCCAUCUUAGCUGUUUCUGGAAAUAAACGUUCGUCUACAAUUUAUACCAAUGGAUCCACAGUGCCAUCUCCAGUGAAAGAUAUUGGGAUUUCCACCAAAACCGAUUCUCUCUUGAUUUCCUGGUCUCCUGGCUCGGGGAAUGUGGACCGAUACCAGCUGAUGCUAAUGGAUAAAGGGAUUCUAGUCCAGGCCAGCACCGGGGACAAGCAGGCUACUGCCUUCACUUUUCGUGGGCUGACCCCUGGUCACCUCUACAACCUCACUAUUGUGACAGAGGCUGCCGGCCUGCAAAACUACAGAUGGAAACUCGUCCGGACAGCCCCCAAGGAGGUCUCAAAUUUGAAGGUAACCAAUGAUGGCAGUUCGACCUCUCUAAGCGUCAAGUGGCAAAGACCUGUUGGAGAUGUGGAUUCCUACAACAUCACCCUGUCUCACCAAGGGACCAUGAGGGAGCACAAAUUAGCACCUCAGCUUACUGACAUCCACUUUAAAGACUUAACCCCUGGGCGCCUUUAUCAAGUUACCAUCAGCUGCAUCUCCGGUGAAUUGUCUGCUCAGAAGAUGGCGGUUGGCAGAACAGUUCCAGACAAAGUGGGGAACCUGGAGGCCAGCAGCCAUGGCCGGGCCCUUGAAGUGAGCUGGCUGCCCCCUGCUGGAGACUGGGAGCAGUACCAACUCGUGCUCUUCAAUGCGUCCUCGGUGCUGCUCAACAUCACCGUGGCCAAGGACGAAACGCGGUAUGUCAUUGAUGAUCUAGGGCUCAUACCGGGAAGACAGUACGAUGUCGAGGUCACUGUUCACAGUGGGAACCUGAAGAACUCUGCGCGUUGCCAAGGCAGGACAGCCCCCCUGGCUGUGCUUCAGCUGCGUGUCAAACAUGCCAACGAGACCUCGCUGGGCAUUCUGUGGCAGGCCCCGGUGGCAGAAUGGGAGAAUUACAUCAUUUCACUAGCUGAUAGAGACCUCUUGCUCAUCCACAAGUUGCUCUCCAAGGAUGCCAAAGAAUUCACUUUUACUGACCUGGUGCCUGGGCGGAAGUACAAGGCUACGGUCACCAGUAUUAGUGGAGACUUAAAAAAUUCAUCUUCAAUAAAUGGAAGAACAGUGCCUGCCCAGGUGACUGGCCUGCAUGUGGCCAACCAAGGGACGACCAGCAGUCUGCUGACUCACUGGACCCGGGCCCUGGGCGACAUACAGUCCUACCAGGUGUUACUGAUCCACGACAACGUGGUCAUCAAAAAUGAAAGCGUAUUAAGCGACAUCAGCGAAUACAGCUUCCACGGUCUCAAGCCAGGCAGCCUCUACUCUGUGGUGGUCACAACCGUGACUGGAGGCAUCUCUUCCCGACAAGUUGUGGCGGAGGGGAGAACAGUGCCUUCCAGUGUGAGCGGCGUCACGGUGAACAACUCUGGUCGUGAGGACUACCUGGGCAUUUCCUGGCUGCCGGCACCUGGAGAUGUGGACAACUACGUGGUGACGCUCUCCCAUGACCAGGUGUUUCAGUCCCUCCUUAUUGCAAAGUCUGUCAGCGAGUGUUCCUUCAGCGCCCUCACUCCAGGCCGCCUCUACAACAUCACCGUCACCACCAGGAGCGGCAAGUAUGAAAAUCACUCCUUCAGCCAGGCGCGGACAGUGCCUGACAAGGUCCAGGGCGUCAGUAUUAGCAACUCAGCCAGGAGUGACUAUUUGAAAGUCUCCUGGGUGCAUGCCACUGGAGACUUUGAUCACUACGAAGUCACCAUUAAAAAUCAAAACAACUUCAUCCAAACCAAAAGCAUUCCCAAGUCUGAGAACGAGUGUGCGUUCGUGAAGCUAGUCCCUGGGCGGUUGUACAGUGUCACAGUUACAACAAAAAGUGGACACUAUGAAGCCAGUGCACAAGGCAAUGGGAGAACAAUCCCGGAGCCCGUGAAGAACUUGACACUGCGGAAUUGGAGUACGGAGGAGCUACAGGUGACUUGGACAAGAGCUGAUGGGGAUAUCGACCAGUAUGAGAUCCAGCUGCUCUUCAAUGACCUGAAAGUAUUUCCUCCUUUUCACCUUGUAAACACUGCGACUGAGUAUCGGUUCACCUCCCUAACACCAGGGCGUCAGUAUAAAAUUCUUGUCUUGACCAUCAGUGGAGAUGUACAGCAGUCAGCCUUCAUUGAGGGCUCAACGGUUCCUAGUGCUGUCAAAAAUAUUCACAUUUCUCCCAACGGGGCAACAGAUAGCCUGACAGUAAGCUGGACACCUGGUGGGGGAGAUGUUGAUUCUUACCUGGUGUCGGCGCUCCGGCAGAAUCGGAAGGUUGAGUCUCAACCUGUCCCCAAGCACCUGUACGAGCACACCUUCCACAGACUGGAGGCCGGGGAGCAGUACCAGAUUGUGAUCGCCUCCAUCAGUGGGUCCCUGAGGAAGGAGGUCAACGCCCUCGGGCGGACAGUUCCAGCGUCUGUCCCAGGAGUCACAGCGGACAAUGCCUACAGCAGCCAUUCUCUAGUAGUAACUUGGCAGAAAGCUGUUGGGGUAGCAGAGAGAUAUGAUCUCCUGCUUCUAAAUGAGAACAGCGUUCUUCUCAGCAACACGUCAGAGCCUGCCACUGCUCGGCAACAUAAAUUCGAAGAUCUAACACCAGGAAAGAAAUACAAGAUACAGAUCCUAACCGUCAGUGGGAGCCUGUUUAGCAAGGAAGUGCAAACGGAAGGCCGAACAGUGCCUGCAGCUGUGACCAACCUGAGGAUCACAGAGAAUUCCACUGGACACCUGUCCUUCAGCUGGACCACCUCGGAGGGGGAGCUCAGCUGGUACAACAUCUUCCUGUACAACCCAGAUAGAACUCUCCAGAAGAGAUCUCAGGUUGAGCCACACAUUCAGAGCUUCUCUUUCCGGAACUUGCUCCAAGGCCGGAUGUACAAGAUAGUGAUUGUAACUCACAGCGGAGAGCUGUCCAGUGAGUCUUUCAUAUUUGGCAGAACCGUCCCAGCCUCAGUGAGUAACCUCAAGGGGUCCAAUCGGAACAUGACGGACAGCCUGUGGUUCAGCUGGAGUCCAGCGUCUGGGGACUUCGACUUUUAUGAGCUGAUUCUCUACCACCCCAAUGGCACGAAGAAGGAAAACUGGAAAGACAAGCACCUGACCGAGUGGCGUUUCCACCGCCUGGUUCCCGGACGAAAGUACACACUGUGUGUGAUAACUCACAGUGGGGAUCUCACCAACAAGAUCACCAGCGAGAGCAGAACGGCCCCAAGUCCUCCCAGCCUUAUGACAUUCGCUGAUGUGGCAAACACGUCCCUGGCUAUCACGUGGAAAGUGCCCCCGGACUGGACAGACUACGAUGACUUUGAGCUGCAGUGGUUCCCCAAAGACGCCCUCACUGUCUUCAACCCCUACAGCAGCAGAAAGUCUGAAGGACGCAUUGUGUAUGGUCUUCACCCGGGAAGAUCCUAUCAAUUCAGUGUCAAGACUGUAAGCGGCGAUUCCUGGAAAACCUACAGUAAACCAAUUUUUGGAUCCGUGCGGACAAAGCCGGACAAAAUACUGAACUUGCACUGCCGGCCUCAGAACUCCACUGCCAUCGCCUGCUCCUGGAUCCCUCCCGAUUCGGACUUUGAUGGGUACAGCAUUGAGUGUCGGAAAAUGGACACACAAGAAGUUGAGUUUUCCAGAAAGCUGGAGAAAGAAAAAUCUCUGCUCAACAUCAUGAUGCUAGUGCCUCACAAGAGGUACCUGGUGUCCAUCAAGGUGCAGUCGGCCGGCAUGACCAGCGACGUGGUUGAGGACAGCACCAUCACAAUGAUAGACCGCCCCCCUCCGCCACCUCCACAUAUCCGUGUGAAUAAAAAGGAUGUGCUAAUUAGCCAGUCCUCCAUCAACUUCACUUUCAACUGCAGCUGGUUCAGUGACACCAAUGGAGCCGUGAAGUACUUCACCGUGGUGGUGCGAGAGGCUGAUGGCAACGAUGAGCUGAAGCCAGCACAACGGCACCCUCUGCCCACCUACCUGGAAUACCGGCACAACUCCUCCAUUCGAGUCUAUCAGACCGAUUAUUUUGCAAGCAAAUGUGCUGAAAGUCCCGACAGCAACUACAAGAGUUUUCACAUUAAGCUUGGAGCAGAGAUGGAGAGCCUGGGUGGAAAAUGUGAUCCAAAUCAGCAAAGGUUUUGUGACGGACCACUGAAACCUCGCACUGCCUACAGAAUCAGCAUUCGGGCUUUCACACAGCUAUUUGAUGAGAAUCUGAAGGAAUUCACAAAACCACUCUAUUCAGACACAUUUUUCUCUCUGCCCAUCACCACGGAGUCAGAGCCCUUGUUUGGCGUCAUUGAAGGUGUGAGCGCCGGGCUGUUCUUGAUUGGCAUGCUGGUGGCUGUUGUUGCCCUUUUGAUCUGCAGGCAGAAAGUUAGCCACGGUCGAGAAAGGUCCUCCGCUCGUCUGAGCAUCCGCCGGGAUCGACCAUUAGCUGUGCACUUGAACCUGGGCCAGAAAGGUGCCCGGAAGACAGCUUGCCCCAUAAAAAUAAAUCAGUUUGAAGGGCACUUUAUGAAGCUCCAGGCUGACUCCAACUACCUGCUCUCCAAGGAAUACGAGGACUUAAAGGACGUGGGUCGAAACCAGUCAUGUGACAUCGCACUCUUGCCAGAGAACAGAGGGAAAAAUCGAUAUAACAAUAUAUUGCCCUAUGACGCUUCACGGGUGAAACUGUCUAACGUGGAUGACGACCCUUGCUCCGACUACAUCAAUGCCAGCUACAUCCCUGGCAACAACUUCAGAAGAGAAUACAUCGCCACUCAAGGGCCACUUCCUGGCACCAAGGAUGACUUCUGGAAAAUGGCGUGGGAACAGAACGUUCACAACAUCGUCAUGGUGACCCAGUGUGUCGAAAAGGGCCGAGUCAAGUGUGACCAUUACUGGCCAGCAGACCAGGAUGCCCUCUACUACGGAGACCUCAUCCUGCAAAUGCUCUCGGAAUCUGUGCUGCCAGAGUGGACCAUCAGGGAGUUUAAGAUAUGCAGUGAGGAACAGCUUGAUGCCCACAAACUCAUCCGUCACUUCCAUUACACUGUGUGGCCAGAUCACGGAGUCCCCGAGACCACCCAGUCCCUUAUCCAGUUUGUGAGAACCGUCAGAGACUACAUCAACCGGACCCCAGGCGCUGGGCCAACCGUGGUGCACUGCAGCGCCGGUGUGGGGAGGACUGGGACAUUCAUUGCGUUGGACCGGAUCCUCCAGCAACUGGACUCCAAAGACUCUGUGGACAUCUACGGAGCGGUCAACGACCUCCGGCUCCACAGGGUUCACAUGGUGCAGACCGAGUGCCAAUAUGUAUAUCUACAUCAAUGUGUGAGAGAUGUUCUCAGAGCCAGAAAGCUACGGAGCGAACAAGAAAACCCCUUGUUUCCAAUCUACGAAAAUGUGAAUCCAGAGUAUCACAGAGAUGCAAUCUAUCCAAGGCAUUAAGAACGUACCCAAAGAUCUCCUGGAUAAAACACUAUUCACUGUGGGAUUUCCUUUGUUAAUAUAAAAAGCUUGCUUCAUGCCGUAGAAAGGUGCAGGCUAUUUCUGUUGAUACUAUGUAUAAUUUAUUAAUCUGGAGAAUUUUAAAGAAUUUAUAUAAUUUAAAGUUAACAUAUAUCAUUGUACAUUGUUGUAUUUUGGCGUUCCUUCUGUAAAUAUGUAUUUUUUCAUAAUGUUUAAUAUUAAGCUUUAUAUAAUACAACUUUUCCACACUAAA
Echinops telfairi (small Madagascar hedgehog) is the source of this 7098-nucleotide messenger RNA. RefSeq names its product protein tyrosine phosphatase receptor type B (gene PTPRB). NCBI's taxonomy places the organism in Eukaryota, Metazoa, Chordata, Mammalia, Afrosoricida, Tenrecidae. Bases 186 to 6824 code for a protein of 2212 amino acids. The record is from RefSeq and is a predicted model, not a curated record. Gene Ontology annotation, molecular function: protein tyrosine phosphatase activity; cadherin binding. Gene Ontology annotation, biological process: protein dephosphorylation; angiogenesis. The transcript has 34 exons.